Messenger RNA from Adineta steineri, 1422 nucleotides. The record is from the annotation of a GenBank genome assembly. NCBI's taxonomy places the organism in Eukaryota, Metazoa, Rotifera, Eurotatoria, Adinetida, Adinetidae.
AUGAACACUUCGAGUCAAACUCUUUUCGAUAGUCCUGCCAAUGAGAUGGAAUUUAAACAACGAAUUAUAGCGGCGCUUCCGCUUUACAAUGUUGAAUCUGAACAUCUUUCAGACUGGUUACGUGAUGCUGGAGCAUUUUUUUCCACUGAAAGUAUUUCCGAUGCUCAUCAAGUCUUUGCUAUACGUUCUCGUCUUACGGAUCAAGCUCUCGAUAUAUUUAGUGCUCAUGAAGAUCUCAUUCACAAUUUCUACGAUCUUCGCAAGCUUCUUUUACAGACAGCUGGUAAAGCGCCUUUACGUACUCUCGCAUCACUUGAUUCAAUCUCCAAUGUCACUUUCAAUAUGCCUCAGCCCGUCGCUGAUUCAACACGUCUCGAUUCUAAUCAGACUACAACUACAUCUUUACCUACACCAUCCAUAACAUUUACUCAAUCGGCUGAUGAUUUAACUCAAAACGAAUAUCGCAAGUCCAUUAUUGCUCAAUUUCAAGAAGAUAAAUCUCUCAAAUUUUCUGGUGACAACAAACAAGAUGUACUUAAAUGGAUCGAAAAAUUGGAACGUAAAUUCGAAAUCGCAGAAAUUAGCGAUGUUAAAAAAUUCGAUUUUUUGACUGAAUUAUUAGACAAAGGAGCUCUAAAUUGGUUUCUGGAACGAAAAUCAUCCUUUAAUCGAUCGUGGUCCGCUUUUGUUGAACACUUUAAAAAAGUGUAUGAUUCUCCGAAUCGGUCGUUACUUGCAUUUCAAAAAUUACAGUCGUAUCAUCAAUCCGCAGAUCAAGAUACUCGCAGUUUCUGCGAUGCGAUGCGCAAGUUAUGUCGAGAAUAUGAUCCCGAUAUGAGCCCGAAGAUGAAACUUGAUUUUCUUCUCCGCUCGGUUAAUCCGACUUAUCGUCCGGAAAUAUUAAAACUUAAACCAACAAGUGCUGACGCAUUUGAACAAAUUGCAAUAGAUGUUGAACAUACGUUUAUUACUUUAACCGCAUAUGAAACCUAUACUCCAUCAACGGUUACUACUUAUACUUCUUCACCACCAUCAGGUGCUAAUUAUAUUGCACCACAACAAUCACCUGCAUCGAACUAUCCUUAUCGCGGCCGAAAUAACUUCCGUUCGAAUCAACGUCCGCCUUUUAACACAACUUUUCGUCCAUUUACAUCUUCACCUAACUAUUAUCAAGGUCGUCGACAAUCUUCAAACUUCAAUUCACCCCAGUUACCUCGACCACAACAAUUCGUCGCCUCUGCCUCCGCUACUCAUACAGUACCACCUUCAUACCAAUCGCUACCACCCCUCAUGCCUCCAUCUUCUGCUCCACCACCACCACCACCACCACCUCCACCUCCAGCUGCACUUCUACCAUUACAUCUAUUGUCUUGUCAGUGGUGCAACCAGCAAGGACAUUCAGCUCGUGACUGCCCUUUUUAA